UUCAGUUCAACAACAUUUUGCACGUUCACAAACACAAACCAGAAGAAUCAAGAUUCAGAUAACAAGAGCAAGAAAAAGAAAGGAAAAACAAACAAGAUCAAGGAAUCAUGAUGAGAAGAGAUAGAGAUGUAGAAGCUGAGCUGAAUCUACCACCAGGGUUCCGAUUUCAUCCUACUGACGAAGAACUUGUGGUUCAUUACCUAUGUAGGAAAAUCAGUUACCAACGUUUACCAGUUCCGAUUAUUGGCGAGGUUGAUCUCUACAAAUACGAUCCAUGGCAACUUCCAGAGAAGGCCUUGUUCGGAACAAAGGAAUGGUAUUUCUUUAGUCCAAGAGAUAGAAAGUACCCGAAUGGGUCAAGGCCAAAUAGGGCAGCUAGAAGUGGAUACUGGAAAGCAACUGGUGCUGAUAAACCAAUCAGGCCUAAAGGAAGUGAAAAGAAUGUGGGAAUUAAAAAGGCACUGGUUUUCUACUCUGGAAAGGCACCAAAAGGAGUUAAAACUAAUUGGAUCAUGCAUGAAUAUCGGUUAGCUGAACCAAAGCGAACAUCCAACAAGAACAGCAGUUUAAGACUGGAAGGCUGGGUUCUUUGCCGUCUUUACAACAAGAAGAACAACUGGGAAAUAACUGAGAACCGAAAAGAAGAGCAAUCUGUUGAAGAAACAAUGGAUUCGUCUAUGGUCGCUGAAGAAGACACGGGUUCAGACAGUAUUAGAACCAUAGAAUCAGAUGUUGAAAAUGAUCUACCUACUGAGCUUAUUUAUCAUACUGCGUCCCAAAGUAAUAAACCUCAAACAGUAGAAUUUAAACAAGAAAGAUUGGUAAAAGAGGAAGACAAUAGUAACUGGUUCACAGACUUGAACCUAGAUGACCUAAAGAAUUCUUUCACAAUGUUCGGAGAACAACCUACAAUGGAUCUAUCAUUCCAAGAUUACUACUUUGCUGGUCUCAAUUCUCCACAUUUAAAUCCUUACCAAACCAACCUGUUACCAUUUUAAAUUCUUCUUGAAGUUGCUGAUCUGUGUACAGAGUUGGAGGAUAUGUAUAUAAACAGCAUUAGGAAAUAAGUAGUACUAGAAUCCGUCACUUUCUAAAUAAUUAGUCAUUUUUCCCCAUCAUGCAAAAGGGGUAGUAUUGAAGGUUGUAAGCUUACUUAUACAUUGGCAAUUGCUGCAGUGCUUGUGCGUAAAAUUAAUUUAUUUCAAGAUAAUCGCAUUGUUACUAUUAAUGAAUUUA
Molecule: messenger RNA, 1236 nt
Organism: Papaver somniferum (opium poppy)
Lineage: Eukaryota; Viridiplantae; Streptophyta; Magnoliopsida; Ranunculales; Papaveraceae
Product: NAC domain-containing protein 68-like
Exons: 3
Coding region: 108-998 (296 amino acids)
Biological process (GO): regulation of DNA-templated transcription
Molecular function (GO): DNA binding
Source: RefSeq, a predicted model, not a curated record